AUGAGGGCUGUAUUGGAGACAGCAGACAUUGCCAUAGUGGCUCUGUAUUUUAUCCUGGUCAUGUGCAUUGGUUUUUUUGCCAUGUGGAAGUCUAAUCGAAGCACCGUGAGCGGAUACUUCCUGGCGGGGCGCUCUAUGACCUGGGUAGCAAUUGGUGCCUCUCUGUUUGUGAGCAAUAUUGGGAGUGAACACUUCAUUGGGCUGGCAGGAUCUGGAGCUGCAAGUGGAUUUGCUGUGGGCGCAUGGGAAUUCAAUGCCUUACUGCUUUUGCAACUUCUAGGAUGGGUUUUCAUCCCAAUUUACAUCCGGUCAGGGGUAUACACCAUGCCUGAAUACUUGUCCAAGCGAUUUGGUGGCCAUAGGAUUCAGGUGUAUUUUGCAGCCUUGUCUCUGAUCCUGUAUAUCUUCACCAAGCUCUCAGUGGAUCUGUAUUCAGGUGCCCUCUUUAUCCAAGAGUCGUUGGGUUGGAACCUUUAUGUAUCUGUCAUCUUGCUUAUUGGUAUGACUGCCUUGCUGACUGUCACUGGAGGCCUUGUUGCAGUGAUAUACACAGAUACUCUACAGGCUCUGCUCAUGAUCGUUGGAGCACUGACCCUAAUGGUUAUUAGCAUGAUGGAGAUUGGCGGGUUUCAGGAAGUUAAGAGAAGAUACAUGGCUGCAUCUCCUAAUAUCCCUUCCAUCUUGCUGACAUACAACCUUUCCAACACAAAAUAUUGUAAUGUCACCCCUAAGGAAGAUGCUCUGAAAAUGUUGCGGAAUCCAACAGAUGAAGAUGUCCCUUGGCCUGGAUUCAUUCUUGGGCAGACCCCAGCUUCAGUAUGGUACUGGUGUGCGGACCAAGUCAUCGUGCAGAGGGUUUUAGCGGCCAAAAACAUUGCCCAUGCCAAAGGCUCUACUCUUAUGGCUGGCUUCUUGAAGCUUCUGCCAAUGUUUAUCAUAGUGGUCCCAGGAAUGAUUUCCAGGAUACUUUUUGUUGAUGAUAUAGCUUGCAUCAACCCAGAACACUGCAUGCAAGUUUGUGGAAGCAGAGCAGGCUGCUCCAAUAUUGCCUACCCUCGCCUGGUGAUGAAGUUGGUUCCUGUAGGCCUCCGGGGCCUAAUGAUGGCUGUGAUGAUUGCAGCGCUGAUGAGUGACUUGGACUCUAUCUUUAACAGUGCCAGCACCAUAUUCACCCUUGAUGUGUACAAACUCAUCCGCAAGAGUGCAAGCUCCCGGGAACUAAUGAUUGUGGGGAGGAUAUUUGUGGCUUUUAUGGUGGUGAUCAGUAUUGCAUGGGUGCCAAUCAUUGUGGAGAUGCAAGGAGGCCAGAUGUACCUUUACAUUCAAGAGGUGGCAGAUUAUCUGACACCCCCAGUUGCUGCCCUGUUCCUUCUGGCAAUUUUCUGGAAGCGCUGCAAUGAACAAGGGGCUUUCUAUGGUGGAAUGGCUGGCUUUGUUCUUGGAGCAGUACGUUUGACGCUGGCCUUUGUCUACCGUGCCCCAGAAUGUGACCAACAUGAUGAUAGACCAGGCUUUAUCAAAGACAUUCAUUACAUGUAUGUGGCCACUGCACUGUUUUGGGUCACAGGCCUCAUUACUGUAAUUGUUAGCCUUCUCACACCACCUCCUACAAAAGAACAGAUUCGUACCACCACCUUCUGGUCUAAGAAGAACCUGGUGGUUAAGGAGAGCUGCUCUCUGAAAGAUGAACCAUAUAAAAUGCAAGAGAAAAGCAUUCUGAGAUGCAGUGAGAAUAGUGAGGCCAUCAACCACAUUCCCAACGGGAAGUCUGAAGACAGCAUUAAGGGCCUUCAGCCUGAAGAUGUGAAUCUUCUGGUGACAUGUAGAGAGGAGGGAAACCCAGUGGCUUCCUUAGGUCACUCUGAGGCAGAAACACCAGUGGAUGCUUACUCCAAUGGGCAAGCAGCUCUCAUGGGUGAGAAAGAGAGAAAGAAAGAAACAGAGGCUAGAAGCCGUUACUGGAACUUCAUAGACUGGUUUUGUGGCUUUAAAAGUAAGAGCCUCAGCAAGAGGAGUCUCAGAGACCUGAUGGAGGAGGAGGCUGUUUGUUUACAAAUGCUGGAAGAGACUCCAAAAGUUAAACUAAUACUAAAUAUUGGACUUUUUGCUGUGUGUUCUCUUGGAAUUUUCAUGUUUGUUUAUUUCUCUGUAUGA
Messenger RNA from Chrysochloris asiatica (Cape golden mole), 2154 nucleotides. RefSeq names its product solute carrier family 5 (sodium/myo-inositol cotransporter), member 3 (gene SLC5A3). The record is from RefSeq and is a predicted model, not a curated record. The transcript has a single exon. Lineage: Eukaryota; Metazoa; Chordata; Mammalia; Afrosoricida; Chrysochloridae. Gene Ontology annotation, biological process: transmembrane transport; myo-inositol transport; inositol metabolic process. Gene Ontology annotation, cellular component: plasma membrane. Gene Ontology annotation, molecular function: D-glucose:sodium symporter activity. Bases 1 to 2154 code for a protein of 717 amino acids.